Amblyraja radiata (thorny skate) is the source of this 4522-nucleotide messenger RNA. RefSeq names its product glycogen synthase 2 (gene gys2). Gene Ontology annotation, molecular function: alpha-1,4-glucan glucosyltransferase (UDP-glucose donor) activity. The coding region runs from base 210 to 2318 and encodes 702 amino acids. The record is from RefSeq and is a predicted model, not a curated record. NCBI's taxonomy places the organism in Eukaryota, Metazoa, Chordata, Chondrichthyes, Rajiformes, Rajidae. Gene Ontology annotation, biological process: glycogen biosynthetic process. Gene Ontology annotation, cellular component: cytoplasm. The transcript has 16 exons.
UUUUUCCCCUCCCUCGUUUGAGACCCUUCCCUGAUUCAGUCCAUUGUCCGGCUCCUGGGAGGCGCCGCCACACACACACACACACAGUGCAGGUCAGUGAAAUUACAACGGCCGAGCCACAGGGAACCAGCGCUCCAGCCUCCUCAACGAACAGGACACAGCAGUCAAAAUUCGCACCCCAUUUUUGAUCUGAAGGAAUCUCGGCCAAAAUGCCUCUGGUCAGGUCACUUUCAGUGACUUCUUUAAACGGCCUCCCAGUCUGGGAGGAUGAAAACUUACCCGUGGAAAAUUUAAUGCUCUUUGAGAUUUCUUGGGAGGUCACUAACAAAGUUGGUGGGAUCUACACUGUAAUACAAACCAAAGCAAAGGUCACGGCAGACGAAUGGGGAGAAAACUACGUGCUGAUCGGCCCCUAUUAUGAGCAUAAUGUGAAGACGCAGGUGGAAGUGUUUGAACCAAGCAACUACGCCAUAAAAAAGACGAUGGACUUCAUGAGGUAUCAAGGAUUUCGGGUUUGCUUUGGCAGAUGGCUGAUUGACGGCAACCCGUAUGUGCUGCUGUUUGACAUUGGUUCUGCGGCAUGGAACCUGGACCGGUGGAAGGGCGAGUUCUGGGAUGCUUGCCAAAUCGGCAUCCCACAUCACGACGGUGAAUCAAACGAUGCUUUAAUCUUCGGAUCCCUGACCGCCUUGUUUUUGAAAGAGCUUGCUGAUCAGUUUGAAGACAAACCAAAAAUCAUCGCCCACUUUCAUGAAUGGCAAGCAGGCGUGGGACUGAUACUGAGCCGAAUACGGCAAUACCCUAUUGCAACAAUCUUCACCACCCACGCCACAUUGCUGGGCAGGUAUCUGUGUGCGGGCAACACUGACUUUUACAACCGGCUAGACAAGUUCGACGUUGACAGGGAAGCAGGGGAAAGGAAGAUCUACCAUCGCUACUGCAUGGAGCGGGCCAGCGCGCACUGUGCCCACGUCUUCACCACCGUGUCCGCCAUCACUGCCGUUGAGGCAGAGAACAUGAUAAAGAAAAAGCCAGAUGUGAUCACACCUAAUGGGUUGAACAUCAAGAAGUUCUCCGCCAUGCACGAGUUUCAGAACCUUCACGCCCUAUACAAGUCUCGCAUCCAAGAGUUUAUUCGGGGACACUUCUACGGACACUUGGAUUUCAAUUUGGAAAAGACACUCUUCUUCUUCAUAGCUGGCAGAUAUGAAUUUACAAAUAAAGGGGCUGACCUUUUCAUAGAAGCGUUGUCAAGGUUAAACUUCCUUCUCCGGGUUCAGAAAUGUGAUGUUACUGUUGUGGUAUUUUUCAUCAUGCCAGCAAAAACCCACAACUUCAAUGUUGAAACGUUGAAGGGACAGGCGGUCAGAAAACAACUUUGGGACACUGCUCAUUUAGUGAAGGAGAAGUUUGGAAAGCGACUUUAUGAAGCAUUGUUGAAAGGGGAAACGCCAGAUAUGACCAAGUUCCUUGAUCGUGAUGACUUGACUGUGAUGAAAAGAGCCAUUUAUGCCACGCAGCGUCAAAGUCUACCUCCUGUGACGACGCACAACAUGCUCGAUGACAGCAAGGACCCGAUCCUCAGCACCAUCAGACGCAUUGGACUGUUCAACAACAGAGCUGACCGAGUUAAGAUUGUUUUUCACCCCGAGUUUCUAUCGUCUACCAGUCCAUUGUUGCCCAUGGACUAUGAGGAGUUUGUCCGGGGUUGUCACCUUGGAGUCUUCCCAUCCUAUUAUGAGCCUUGGGGAUACACUCCUGCGGAGUGUACGGUGAUGGGGAUUCCCAGCGUGACAACCAACCUCUCCGGCUUUGGGUGCUUUAUGCAGGAGCACGUGGCGGACCCUACAUCUUAUGGGAUUUACAUCCUCGACCGGCGUUUCCGAUCCCUCGAAGAGUCGUGUAAUCAGUUGACGCAGUUCAUGUUCGGCUUUUGCAAACAAUCUCGUCGCCAGAGGAUCAUUCAAAGGAAUCGGACAGAGAGGCUUUCGGAACUUCUGGACUGGAGAUACCUAGGCCGGUACUAUAUGCACGCCCGUCAUCUUGCGUUAUGUAGAGCCUUCCCUGAAAAAUUCCAGAUGGAGCCCAUUGCACCUCCUUUGACCGAGGGUUUCCGAUAUCCCCAGCCAGCCUCCGUGCCGCCAUCCCCUUCGGUGUCUUUGCAUUCGAGUCCCCACCAGAGUGACGAUGAGGAGAAUGGCGACGAGCGUUAUAAUGAGGAGGAGGAGGCGGAGAAGGAUCGGAGGAACAUUAAAACGCCAGCUUCCCUGGCCCCCUUCCUCACUGGAAACCAGUCUGAUGCAGAGUACCACAACUGAGCAGGUGCCGAACUUCACCAUGUGAAACGCCGCUUACAAAACCUUGACAAUGGGGAAAACAGAAGCGCAAGCACUAGCAAGUUAAGUCCGUGUAGUCUGGUUAUAUUGUACCCUAGUGCAGCACAUUGUCAAAUUCUCAUCUCAAGGGCAGAAUUGUGCUUUAUACGAGUUUUGAGUGAGUUCAUGUAAACCUUUUUUUUAAAUGUCUGUAAUAAUUAAGGAAGAGUUAUGCCAUUCUUAUUCCUGCUCCAUUAUAUCAAGCAGGUCUGGAAGAACUACAUAUUCUUUCUUGUCGUACCCUUCAGCCUCCAUCCACCUUUCAAUUCUAUUGAAGCAAGUUCCAGUAAUAAGUCUCCGCAGUAGGGAACAAUGAAUUAAAAGCUCCAAACCCCUGCACUGAAAUAUCAAUUCGAAAGGCAAAUCCCAAAGCCUUUUCGAAUCGCCCCUUGAUUUCCAGAACACAUUUGCACCAUGUCCACAAAUAACAUUAGCUAAUUUAUAGAAUGAUAUAAUUAUUACAUGCAAUUAUGUUACACUGCUGAUGUUGUUAUUUCAGAACUUGAGAUGUGGCCAGUCACCAUUAUCACCCAAUGCUUUAAAAUCCAGAGAUAGACCUCCCAAGAAUGGUUGUUUGAAUCAGUAUUUCAAUGCAGGGGUUGGAACUUAUGUCAUUUUCACAUUCAUGGCACCGGUAACUAAAAACAGGUUGUAAUGUUCACACUUCACACUUCUGGGUGCUAAAGUUGCUGAUAAUUGUUUUGGGAUAUACACCAUGUUAGCCCAUUCAUUUCUCCUUUCACUACCAAACCAUUUCCCCCUCCCCCCCCCCCCCCCCCACCCCCACCCCUCCCCCACACAUGAAAUGUUACAUAUUAAUCAUUCGAGCUCUGAUACAAAAGGGAAUUAAAAUUAACUUGUUCAUCACUGUUAUCCACUUGGCAAUCUAUUCUGCAAUGGGUGAAUUUCAGCUUGAAAACAGUGUGAUUAUUGAGAAAAUGCACGACAUUCCUGCACUGUACAAACUAAAUGCUUGCUUUCUUCAAACGAUGUAUUUAUUCACCCCCCACAGGUUGGGCCUUAUCCUGUUGGUUCUAUCUUGGGGUAAAUUUCCCCGCUUUCUCCAUUUCUGUACACUUGUGAUUUUAGAAUAAGCUGUUGUUUCUGUAUUUACGAUUUAAAACUAAUUGAUGCUAUCAAAGGGGACUGAAUAAAGCAGCUAAUCGUCGUACAUCACUAUCUUGUUUCUGGGAUCUAAGUUUGUAACAAAUUGUGUGUGUGUGUGUGGUUUUGUGUACGUACAUGUAGAUCAAAUGAAAGCUGAUUGUGAUAACAAUUCUCCAGUGGAGGAUAGAAGGAGAAAUGUGCCAGGUCUUGAGGUACAUGGACAGAUGGCUUGGUACGAUCCUAGCUUUCUAAAGCCUCAGUCACCAAUGGCAAAAAUUAGAUUACAAACAUGUUUUUACUUUGAGCAGUGUAAUGGGCAAUAAAAGGUGACUAUGAACCAUGUAAUCAGUGCUGCUACUUACUGCCCACAUGCUGUAUCUCAGAAUCUGACUCUAAAAAUCAAAGGGUGAUGUAGUGUGAAUGGGACUAAUGCAGUGAUGGUCGACUCAGACCAGUUUUAAUGGGCACUGAUCUCUCUCUACACCUUUAAUGAUCUAAUCAAAGUAGAAGCAGUCACAAUGAUUGACCCCACAGUUUAAUUUGAGAACUCUUAAAUGUGCCCAAUGCCAUCAUUUCAUUGCGAUCAGCAGUUUCCAUUUUAAUUGUGUGACAAAGUUUGCUGCAUUCUGAAUUUUAUUAGUUAACGUAACUGAUGUGGAAAGUGCCUUAACUGAAAUGAAUGCGUUUUUGUUCCUCUCCACUAAAUCUGAAUUGGCAAGGGACAUGUGCAUCUCCUGUUAAGUUGAACUACGUCAAAUGAUGUCCUGGCCCUUGAUAUUAUCGGUUUGAUUUUUGAUAUCUUUAAAUGUUUGCUUGUCUGGUCAGUGUUACUGUUUGUAGCUGAGUAGCACUGUGCUUCCGCCAAAUGAUGUAUUUUACAAUUUAAAACACCAUUCAGCACAGAACACUGACUCGGUAAAUAGUUUUAUUAUGAUUGAUACUAAUUGGGUGUAAUUGGCAAUUGGUUCAGUGUGCAAUAAAUGUCAUUAAAUAUUUGAACCUGGAUUUAUUAUAUUAAAGAAAAUAUUAACACUUUCCCA